Molecule: messenger RNA, 2976 nt
Organism: Labrus bergylta (ballan wrasse)
Lineage: Eukaryota; Metazoa; Chordata; Actinopteri; Labriformes; Labridae
Gene: ubl3a
Product: ubiquitin-like 3a
Molecular function (GO): protein binding
Source: RefSeq, a predicted model, not a curated record
GUAAGGUUGGUGAGGCAGGAUGACAGCUGAACGGGUCUCAAAGGUACAGCGCUGCAGUCAGUAAAUUAACAACAAAUCACCACAAACUCCCAUUUCCAAGGAGAGGGACCGGCACAUUUCAUCGUGUGUCGCGUUUUGAACAACUGACUGAAGCGUUUGAGUGUUUUUGUUUUUGUCAGAGGACGUGAACCGUCAACCUUUUUACGGAUAUAGUUUCUUCUUUUUUUUUUUUUUUUCCACCAAGAGCGAAAAAGAUCCGAGUCCGGAUGUGCCAGCGGUAUUUAGUUUUUCGCAUGGCGUAGGCACCUUUUCUACAGCGGCAGAUUCUUGAUGAUUGGAGAGUUGGAGGAGGCCCUCGGGGUCGACCGCUUAUCCAACUAUCAUUAACUACACACUCAAAUUUGACCGAAUUCCGAAUGGAAAAUGAUCAACGAAAUGAUUGUGCAAUAGUGAGGGAAGAGAAGCGUUUACACACGUACCGACUACCUCAAGUGUUGUGACAGUGGAAGAGUGCGAGUCACCAUCUGGGAUACAUUCUGUCUUUUGUUUGCUUCUGUAAAACAAAAUAAACGACUUGGAUUCAAGAGUUUCGUGAGCUUUCACCAAGGGGAGACGAAAAAAAAGAAGAAGAAGGGAUAUAUUUGUGUCCUUGCCUUGUGUGUGUGUGUGUGAGAGAGAGAGAGAGAGAGAGAGAGUGUGGAAGAGUGUGUUGUGAAUCCCUUUCGAGGAUCGGGAAAACCUUCACGAUGACGAGCAGCUGCACCCCAGCGGACAUGAUAAACCUGCGGCUUAUUUUGGUCAGCGGGAAGACGAAAGAGUUCCUCUUCUCUCCCAACGACUCGGCAGCGGACAUCGCCAAACAUGUUUAUGACAACUGGCCAAUGGACUGGGAGGAAGAGCAGGUCAGCAGUCCUAACAUCCUGAGAUUGAUCUACCAAGGCCGUUUUCUACAUGGAAAUGUAACAUUAGGAGCUCUCAAACUGCCCUUGGGGAAGACCACAGUGAUGCAUUUAGUUGCCAGAGAGACUUUGCCUGAGCCAAAUUCCCAAGGUCAGAGGAAUAGAGAGAAGACUGGGGAGAGUAACUGCUGCGUCAUCCUGUAAAUAAACACCUUCGCCGCUGGCCCUCCAUCAUUCUUCUCAUCCGUUCUCAACCCCCAACAUCCUGGACCUUAAGAGCUCGUCCCCUGUCCUGGACGGAUAUGCUUACAGACAAAUGCACACACACUCUCUUCUUGUAUUAUAUAUUUUUUUCAUACCCCCUCUCUGAAACUCACACUUACAUAGAAAGACAGCAGGAUGAUCCAAGAACAGAUUUGGAAGCAUGAAAUUGUUCAAAACUAAAUGAGUUGAUUCAUUGUUUUGUACGUGAUUUGUUGUCAUAACUGAAAAUGAGAGGAAGGAACUGGACUUUGGCUGUGUAUUUUCUUUUCUUAUUUUCUUCUUAAUGCACACCGCCAGCCUUUUGUUAUCCUCCUACACACACAGACAAACACAAACCUUUUCUAGUCAUCCUCAGCAGGUCUGGUAAAAAGUCCGUUUCUAACUGGCUCCUCGUUCUCUAGCUGGAUGUCAUAAUAAUGUAGUGCCCAAGUUUGUGUGUGUGUGGCCUUGUUUUCUCAUACAGACUGCUGAGAAUUUUAACCACUAACACCCUAACAUACACACACACACACACACACACACACACACACACACACACACACACACACACAGACACACACACACAGACAUUCAAACACCAUGGCAUCCUGUCUACACAUCCAACCAUAUGUUCCUGUGUGAUCUCCCUCGGUGCAGCAGAUGAAGCUUAGACGUGCCUGAUCAGAUAACUCAAACAAGGACACACACAUACACAUACAGUAGAUACACACAGACGUGCACACACACACACAUACACCUGUGUCCUUUUUUAACUGCCCUCCUCUGUGUGUGCCUUUAAAGGUCACAAGGGAGAACUCUUUUCUGUUUUGUCUGCAGAGCACUGUAGAGACGAAGCACGUCCAUCUUUCAGUCGUCAUAUUUUAGCCAAACAAAGCCUAACAAACAAACAAGUAAACAGACAAACAAUCCGCGGUGGUUGUCUUGUUUGGGUUAUUUGUUUGUCCAUGACAUUUGUGACUGUGUUUUUGACAGUCCAUGCAUAUUACUGACCGACCAGUGUUGUGAUUAGAAUACGUCAUGUCAGUUCCCCCCUCCUCCUCCUCCUCCUCCUCCUCCUCCUCCUCCUCUCUGAUAGGAAAAGCCUCCUAUUUGUGCUCCUUUUAUAACAGUGUUGUGAAGGAUCUCUGUCCUGGCAGUUGCUGUCCAAGCAGGGAAAUGAAAAUGUUCCUCAUUUGUCUUACUUUGCGCUUCUUAAUCCCACUCUGCAUUAAUAAAUCCAUUUUGCACAAUUUAAGCAUGUGCUCCAUCAGAUUAAUACAAACGUAUACGAGUUUUAUUGUUUUAUUUUAUAUUUUUCAAAAGGAAGUGAUGCUCCAGACAAAACUAAGGUAACGUGUAGAAUAUAUUUAAUAUGAAUCUUAUAUAGGACAUGAUGACUCUAGAUCUUGUUGCUAUACAGUAUAUCGGUGUGUAGUCUAUGAUUGUGUAUACGGUUAGCUUCUAGCCUGUUCACAGUCACUCGCUGACAAUGUCUUGUGCUUAGCAGCAGCAAAAAAGACCUCCCUAAUCAUUGACGGACUGUACUUUUAUUUUCUUCUGUGCUCUUUUAUUAUUAUUUUUUUCAGCUGUUUAUAAUUUAAUGUAAUCCCUUUUUUCUUUUGUGUGUUAAUUCUUUUUUUUGUUUUCAAGAAAUGCGUUGUAAUAGCACUAUAGAUCUUUCAAAAAGAAAUAUUGUUUAUAUUGAUCAGGGUUCAAAUCUGUACAGAGAUAAACGUUUUCAAACCAAUUGUAAAUAGCACUAAUACUCCCUCUACCCUCUCUGAACUUUAAAAUGGGAUACAUCUGUAAACUAAAUAAAGGUUAUUGAAGUGCA